Phyllopteryx taeniolatus (common seadragon) is the source of this 9223-nucleotide messenger RNA. It is a transcript of the gene ncor1, whose product is annotated as nuclear receptor corepressor 1. The record is from RefSeq and is a predicted model, not a curated record. Bases 228 to 7439 code for a protein of 2403 amino acids. The transcript is spliced from 46 exons. Lineage: Eukaryota; Metazoa; Chordata; Actinopteri; Syngnathiformes; Syngnathidae. Gene Ontology annotation, molecular function: nuclear thyroid hormone receptor binding; transcription corepressor activity. Gene Ontology annotation, biological process: negative regulation of transcription by RNA polymerase II.
UGACCUGUAAGGACAUACAGCGACAAAUGCGGCGCAGCCUAGUCUGCUCAGUCGUCCACUGCCCGUUAUCCGCGGAUUUCUAUAAAACAGCUGCACACUUUUCUCCCUACAGAUACCGUUCCCAUCGUUGGUAAACUGUCUAAAUAUGAGGUGGUUUGUAUCCUGUAACAUGGUGUAGCUCAGCCUUUGGUGAAGCAGCAGCAGCGGCCCACUUGCACUGAGCCAGGAUGUCCAGUAGCUCUGGCUACCCCCCUAACCAGGGGAGCUUCAGCAGUGAGCAGAGCCGUUACCCAUCCCAUUCUGUCCAGUACACAUUCAGCGGCACGCGUCACCAACAGGAUUUCUCUGUCCCAGAUUAUCGAUCUCACAUGCAAGAUCCGCAGGGUCGAAGAAGACCAUCUUUACUGUCUGAAUUCCACCCUGGUACUGAAAGGCCUCCAGAGAGACGUCAUGGUUACGAGCAGCAGUUCCACUGCAUCACUUCUCAGGCUGAACAUGAUGCACUGGAAACGAAGCGCCCACGCAUGGACUCGAUUGCUGAGGCCCACAUGACCCGUAGCUCUUCUUCUGCUGGGGGUAUUCUCUUGCCCAUGCACCAUACUCUACAGGAUAGUCUCAGAGCCACUGUGGAGGUCAAAAAGGAGUCUCCUUUCACUGUGAAAGUGGAAUGUCCUUCCCCAGGAGGACCUACAUUACACCUUGGGGAAGAGCAUGACACGUCUCCUUCCAAGCUAUCCAAGGAGGAGCUGAUUCAAAGUAUGGACCGUGUGGACAGAGAGAUUGCUAAAGUGGAGCAGCAGAUUUUCAAGCUGAAGAAAAAGCAACAACAACUGGAGGAGGAAGCAGCAAAGCCAGUGGAGCCAGAAAAACCAGUGACCCCUCCCCCAGUGGAACACAAGCACCGCAGCAUAGUCCAAAUCAUCUAUGAUGAGAACAGGAAAAAAGCUGAAGAGGCCCAUAAAAUACUGGAAGGACUUGGUCCCAAGGUUGAGCUGCCCCUGUACAAUCAACCAUCAGACACAAAAGUUUACCAUGACAACAUUAAAACCAAUCAAGUAAUGAGGAAGAAGCUGAUUCUGUUUUUUAAGAGGAGGAACCAUGCUCGUAAACAAAGGGAACAGAAGAUCUGCCAACGCUAUGACCAGCUGAUGGAAGCUUGGGAGAAAAAGGUGGAGCGCAUGGAGAACAACCCCAGGCGCAAAGCCAAGGAGAGCAGAACACGGGAGUACUAUGAAAGGCAAUUCCCUGAGAUUCGGAAGCAGAGAGAGCAGCAGGAGCGCUUCCAAAGGGUUGGCCAAAGAGGAACGGGUCUCUCUGCAACAAUCGCUAGAAGCGAACAUGAGAUUUCUGAAAUCAUUGAUGGUCUUUCUGAGCAGGAGAAUAAUGAAAAACAGAUGAGACAGCUGUCAGUCAUCCCUCCCAUGAUGUAUGACUCGGAGCAGAGGCGAGUGAAGUUCAUCAACAUGAAUGGCUUGAUGGAUGACCCCAUGAAGGUGUACAAAGCCCGACAGUUCAUGAACGUUUGGACAGAACACGAAAAAGAGAUCUUUAAAGACAAGUUUGUCCAGCACCCGAAGAACUUUGGCCUGAUCGCCUCCUAUCUAGAUAGAAAGUGUGUUGCUGACUGUGUCCUGUACUACUACUUGACUAAAAAGAACCACAACUACAAGACUCUGGUGAGACGCAACUACGGUCGACGGAGGGGAAGGAACCAGCAAAUAACACGUCCCUCACAAGAAGAGAAGUCCGAAGAUAAAAACGAAGACGACAAAUCUGAGAAGUCGGAGAAAAAAGAAGAGGAGGAAAGGAAGGAGGAUGAAGAGAGAGAUGAAAAGGAGGAGUCCAGGGACAUUGGCAAGGACAAAGACAAGUGUGACGCUGGGGAGGACGAGGACGGAAAGGAGCAAAACACGACGCGUGGCAGGAAGACUGCCAACAGCCAGGGCCGACGUAAGGGAAGGAUCACCACACGCUCCAUGGCCAAUGAGGCUGCCACUGUGGCGGCAGAGGAAGCACCUCCCCCUGCUUCAGAGGGUGGUGUGGCAGAUCCUCCACAGCUCCCUAAAUCUGAUCCAGCUCAAAGGUCCAUAAAGGAACCGAUGAAACCGCCUACUCCAGUAGCUUCACUGGAUGCUAAAGCUGGUGAAUCUGGAGAAACUUCUCGCUGGACCGAGGAGGAGAUGGAGGUCGCCAAAAAAGGUUUAGUUGAGCAUGGACGAAACUGGACGGCUAUCGCCAAAAUGGUAGGCACCAAAAGUGAGGCACAGUGUAAAAACUUUUAUUUCAAUUACAAGCGACGUCAUAAUUUGGACAACCUGCUACAACAGCAUAAGCAGGACACACGGCGGGCUCGUGCCGAUAGGUCUCAAGGUGAAGGUCUAACCACAGCUUCACCUGAUGACGAUGACGACAAUGCAGAUGACAGUGAAGGAGGUGACAAUAGCUCUGAUACAGAGAGUGCUCCUUCCCCCUCUCAAACUGACCCCACCAAGUCCGGCGACUCCAAGAGACCAGACAGUGCUGCUGGAGAUGGUCAGAGCUCUGAUCAGGACAUGGUUCAGGCCAGCAAUGCAAAAACCUCUGACCCCUCCUAUGGGGGCCUGCAUGUGAAGGAAGAGAAAAGUCCAGAGAGCGACGCUGUUUCUCAUGAGGAAAAGAGCAGAGUGGCUUCCUACUCAGGUGUGAUCCAUCCAAAAACUGAACCUCAAGAUGUGGACAUGAAGUCCGGAGAGAUUCAGGUUAAAAUGGAGCCGGAGAUCAAGGAGAAAGGCGACAAAGGAGAACAUGGUGAGAGGCAGAAGGAGCUUCACUCUGAUAAUGACUCCAGCGCCACCUGCAGUGCUGAUGAAGAUGUAGAAGCAGAGCUUGAAAGACAGAGAAUACUUUCUAUGGAGAAGCCAUCUUUGCUCAGCCCUGCAGGGACGGUCCUGGUGUCUUCACCUAAGCAAAAUCCACACAACAUCCAGCAGAUGCAUCAGCGGGCAGCUGCCAUCCCACCAAUGGUCCCUGGUCCUUAUGGCCCUGCUCCCGUGCCCAUCAGUGGCUUUGCGAUGUUGCAGCACCAGAUCAAAGCAGCGCAUGCAUCUGCACACCAGGAGGAGAAGCAGAGGCAGGACCAGGGUGACCUAGAGCGCAGACUGCCCUUCAACACCCGCAGCCCAAGUCUACUUGACAGAGAUGGUAAGCCCCUACCCUACAUGCCUUAUGACAUGAUGUUGGCUCUGGACCAGGAGGCCCUCUCUGGUCGGCCAGGCUCUCCUUACAGACUCUCCCCCAGGGAUCUAAGCAAGUCCUCACCCCAGCCUGACCCCAACAUCCCCAAUGCUUUCCGCUACAGUGUGCCGCCAGUCCUCCACCCAGCUCCCAACCAGCUGAUCCAGAGUCUGCCAGAUGGAGGCCGAAUGGCUUUCAGCAGACCCAGUCGACCUCCCAACAUUCCCUCUCCUCCUCCUCUCAUUCCAACCAGCAAACCCACUGACAAGCCGUCCUUCAUUCAUGGGGGCUCAAUAUCUCAGGGAACUCCAGGCACAUACCUACCUUCGCAUGCCAUUUAUGGGCCUGAUGGGAGUAAAAACACUGUGGGCUCCAUCUCUUUGGGCCUGCCUCGGCACCAAGAUCCGAGCAAGACUGCUGCAUCAAUACAUGAUGGUCGAGGAAAUCCAGCAAAAAUGGGUGAGAGCCUGGCUUUCAGAGGAUCAAUCACUCAGGGCACACCAGCCCUUUCCCAAUCUAUUGUUGCUGCUGACCUGCUGAAAGGCACCAUCACAAAACUGGCCACAGAGGACCUGAGUAACUGUGACAAGGCAAGGGAGCAGCUGGCUAAAGGUCAUGUUAUCUAUGAGGGCAAGAGCGGCCACAUUCUCUCUUAUGAUGCCAUCAAGAACCCUAGGGAAAACACCCGUAGUCCCAGAACUGGUCAUGAGUUGAAACGCACUUAUGAAAUGAUGGAGGGACCCAUCAGCAGGGGUCACCCAGGCAGGGAAGGAGCUCCUUUUGAAGGGCUGAUUAGCAGAGCCUUGCCCAGAGAAGGCCUCCAUGGAGAUUCUAAAGACAGACAAAUAAUAACUGGCUCUAUCAUGCAAGGAACACAUAGAACAGCUGCAGAAACAUAUGAAGAUGUCAUGAAAUAUGGAAAACAGAUUAAACGAGAGAGCCCACCUAUCCGCUCCUUUGAUGGGGGAAUUGGCAAAGGAAAACCCUAUGAGGGCGUUAACACCAUUAAAGAGACUGGGCGCUCCAUUCAUGAAAUCCCUCGACAGGACCAGUCUGGCCAGGACCUCAGGAAGACUCCUGACCUAUCAGACAGGAGGGUCAUAGAUGGAUCCAUGUCUCAGAUGCACUCUCUGAACCAACCUACAAUCAAGCACAAUGUUAAGUCCCUAAUCACUAGUCCCAGUAAGCUUCCCCACGGCCUACCCCAGCUUGAGGCCAUGGAACGGAGCAAAUACGAGGAGAGCAAGGCAGUGCGCCACACCUCGGUGGUCAACUCCACCACGUCUGUCCUGCGCUCCACACACCAGGAAGCUGCGAAAUCUCAGCAUAGCCCAGGCAUGUAUGAGGAUGCCAAUGCUCGCAGGACCCCUGUGAACUACAGCUCCAAUUCUGUGACCAGAAGUUCACCCAUGCUGGGGCGUUCAUCAGAUGGAGCAAAAUCUGCUGCACAUGAAAGAAAGAAUGCCAUGACACCGACGCAGAGGGAAAGUGUCCCAGCCAAGUCCCCCGUGUCGGGUGGCGACCCCAGGGCGUCUCACAGCCCCUUCGACCCUCACCACAGGCCGGUUGUUCCUGGGGAAGUGUACCGAGCUCACCUGCCUCCACAUCUUGACCCCAGUAUUGCCUUCCACCGAGUGAUUGAUCCUGCAGCCUUCAUGUUCCCCAGACAACCAUCUCCAACUGGCUACAACACAUACCAGCUAUACACCAUGGAGAACACGCGGCAGACCAUCCUCAAUGAUUACAUCACUUCUCAGCAGAUGCAAGUCAUUCCACGGCCUGACAUGGCCCGUGGGGUGUCACCGCGGGAACAGCCUGUUGCUAUCCCAUACCCAGCUGGAGCUCGAGGGAUAAUUGAUCUAGCCCAGAUGCCUCCAACUAUCCUGUUGCCUCACCCUGGGGGAACAGGUACUCCCACUUUGGAACGUAUCGCCUACCUCCCUGGAGCUCAGCCCCCUUUCACUACUAGGGCUUUCAACCCAACCUCCAUAUCGCCAGGUCACCAAGCCCACCUUGCUGCUGCAGCUGCCGCUGCUGCAAAUGUGGAGAGGGAGCGGGAACGUGACCGUGAGCAACAGGAGAAGGAGAGGGAAAAGGAACGGGAACAGCGGGAACGAGAAAUACGAGAACGGGACCGGGAAAGAGAGCGAGCAAAUGAUUACAUUCGUGGAAGUGGAGUUGAGCAACCAGGCCGGCCAGGAAGCCGAGGCUAUCUCCACUCUCCUUCCCCUUCUCACAGGACGCAGGAAGUGGUUGUUCAACAGCGGCCAAGCAUCUUUCAGGGCAAGAGUGUUAUCACUUCGCUAAUGCCUCAUUCAGCAGCAACAGCAGCAGCCCAGAGUAACUCUCGCUACAGUACUGCAGCUGAUGCACUGGCUGCGUUGGUGGAUAUUGCAGCCUCUGCUCCACCUGUGGAUGUGGCCAAAAUUAAGGAGAACAAACGAGAUGAGCGGGAUGAGGAAUUAUGUUCAGCAGCUCGGAGAGCAGCUAGCCUCUCAGAACAGCAGCAGGAGCCAGAGCGGCGAUCCGUACCAUAUGGUGCUAUGUCUCUUCCAGGGGGGAAGCCCCACCCGGCGUACCCCGAGGGUGUUGGAGUUAAAGAUAAGGGCCCUCAAACCUCAAAAUCCCGCAUUGAGGAGGAGCUUCGAACUCGUGGAAAAACGACCAUUACAGCUGCUAACUUCAUUGACGUUAUCAUCACCCGACAAAUAGCCCCGGAAAAAGACUCCCGAGAGCGAGGCUCACAGAGCUCGGACUCCUCAAGUAGCUUGUCAUCAAGUCGAUAUGACAACACUGGGGGAGGAGCCAUUGAAGUGAUAAGUCCAGCUAGUUCGCCAGUCCAUUCCCAACUUGAAAAAACAGACGAGGCACAGCAGACGGCAGCUGGCAUGCGAGUCUAUGACAUGAGUCGAUACCGGCCUUCGGCAGAGCCGCCACAGCCCAGUUCCCAGCAGGCCCCCUCAUCCCAGGCCGACAGUUACUCUCAAAUCCCAAAGACACACCGGGUCAUGACCUUGGCCGACCACAUUUCGCAUAUUAUAACCCAGGACUUUGCACGUAAUCAAGACCCUCCCACAGUUUCCUCUUCAGCCGCUGCCACAUUCCAGAGUACGAUGCCACCCAUGUCUUCGUCAGUUCGAGCCAAGGUGCCCAGCCGCUACAGCCCUGAGAAUCAAAUCCAGGCCCAACAUCACCACCGUCCCCCCAGCAGGGUCUCUCCGGAGAACGCCACAGACAAACCCAGGUCCAGGCCUGGCAAGUCUCCAGAGAGAGGUGGGAGGCAGAUGGAGAGCUAUGAACCCAUCUCACCGCCCCAGAGCUGUCAAGGCAUGGAAAAACAGGAGACCGGUGGGCCUGCACCCCAAAGGCGAGAGGCGGACAACUCUGAGAUCAGGUCCGUGAGCUGCACAGACUCGAUGCAUGAUCUCAAACAGGUCGGCAUAACUAAAAGCAGGAAUGACUCACGGUCCCCUGGCAGUGUCAGUUAUCUGCCCUCCUUCUUCACCAAACUAGAGAACACCUCACCUAUGGUGAAAUCCAAAAAGCAGGAGAUCUUUCGUAAGUUGAACUCCACCUCUGGUGUUGGCGAUUCUGAUGUUGGAAAUGCUCAACCAGGCACUGAGAUUUUCAACUUGCCUGCUGUUACCAGCUCCAGCAGCAUCAACCCUAGGAACCACUCGUUCAGUGACCCUGCCAGUAACCUGGGCCUAGAGGACAUAAUCCGUAAAGCCUUAAUGGGUAACUUGGAGGACAGACCAGAAGAGCACCAAGGCGGCGCUGGUGCCAUCAGCAACGCAUCCAACACGAGCAGUGACACUCGUCAGGAAGCCAACCCGUCGCCCAGCAUAGUGAAGCAAAAGCAGGGCAAAGCCAACAGCCGUAAAUCAAAGUCUCCUAACCUGGGUCAGGCCUUCUCGGGAGGGGAUCGUCCUUCCUCCGUGUCCUCAGUACACUCCGAGGGAGACUAUCACAGACAAGCACAAGCCCAGUCCCAAUGGAGUUGGGAUGACCGACCUUCAUCUGCAGGGUCCAUGCAGUUCCCUUACAACCCACUGACCAUGCGCAUAAUGAGCAGCACGCCGCCCACCUCCAUAUCUUCCCCCUCCAUACAGAGCCAGCAGCAGCCACAGCAGUCGCUUCCUGCCGGAGCUCCAGUGGGCCAGCAGCGUGUGUGGCAGUCUCUGCUGUCGGAGCAAUACGAGGCUCUGUCGGACAGCGAUGACUGAGCCCGGCCCGCGAGAAGGGAUGAAAAGAGACCCGACCUGAGGCGCAUCUCUUCCACGCCCUCCAAGACACAAAAGUGUCCAAUUCUUUUCUGGUGCUGUGGCGCCCCCUAGCUGUCAGUUAAGUGUACAAGCAGCUGAUGACCGACUGGGCUCUCCAGAACUAGGCUCACUUUUAGUUCGGAAGCACUCACCCAGUCUCUUGGGGAAUUAAACCCGACUGAGGCUAUAGUGACGCUGAUAUGUAAAAAGAGACUUUGUUUAAUUUCUGUAAAGUUAUAUAACGCAUCUUCAAGAAAAUCAUUGUAUGUGAAUAGAAUAACCUUUUUGCAGUGUUUUUCUCAACUUGAUUGUUUCUUAUUUUAAUGUCGCUUUUAAAUUGAUCCACUCUAAAUGCUAAGUGAAGAUGUGUAAUCUUUAAUGCCACCGGUGGUCUUUCCCAGGCUCCUUACCCCAUCAAGGCUCACUUCGACCUGUUUCUUGUUGCCCAUAAGAGACGACGUUUCUCCCUGCACCCCUGUCUGAACACGGUAGACAUUACAGGACAUCACAAUACACUGCUCAAAUUUUGAAACAGUCUUGAUAUUUGAUUGUGUUUACCACACUCUGAAAAUGUGUGAUUUUCAACAAAAAGGUGGAGGUCAUCACACUCAAUUCUAGAUGGGGGAAUGUCUUCCACACUGGUAUCAGAAGUAAAGGGUAGGGCAUGUGAUGAAUAAGGUGGCUACUCCUAGACCCGAUCUAAAUAGUGAAGUGAGCCAAUGUGUUUGUCGUCGUCCCCCUCGCCCCUCAAGUCGAGCUGACAAUGACAUCUUGCUAUCUCUGCAGUUUCCAACAUGUCCAGAAUUGUCUGCCCUAAAAUGUCACAAUUUAAAUCUGUCUGGAAUUAUCUGUAUUGCUUUUUUUUUUUUGGGUGGGGGGUGGUCUUGGUCUUGGUCUUGCCAAGCCUUGUGACUUGAGAUAAAAAGGCAGCUUUAACUAAUUUUCUCAGAAAUACUGUUUUGUUUAUUUGUACUUGCUUCCCUAGUACCUUUUGAAAAUACUUUUGUGAAACAAUCCAAACUAGAAUGUCUUUCCAAAUUAAGACCCAUAUUACCAAACAUAAUUGUCUGCACCAUUUAUGCACUUUUUGCCUCAUAACUAUUGAUGAUAAAAGGCGUACUGCCUGCUGUCUGUAAAGUGUUAAGGAGUAAUUGGCGAUAUUCUUUGUUUUUCUCACCACUUGCAGACCUUUCAUAAUGGGAUCCUUGCUUAAUACUUAUUGUAGUUUUGAGUUCAUGGUGCCAUGUCAUCACUGAGAUUUCAAACCAUGGCAAUUCUGUUUCCAUUAUGUUAAAUAACAGGAAUAAAAUAAACUACCGACCCUGCAGAUGUCACGUUCACCUUUCACUUUGCUGUUAUCAAGGUUCUCAUUCCCGAAACUCGUUCUGUCCCGUUCAUAAAGCUUUUCAAUCGUUGUCACUGCACAUGUAAAGGUGUUUCUUUUCUGACCGUUUUUUUUUCUCUUUUCUUACUCGUUUAAAUGGGAUGGUUGUUGUUUACAAAGGCAAUGGCAGAAAACGUUUACAAACUUGAAUUUGAAAAGAAAGACUACUUGAAGCCGAAGAAGAAUUAGAGAAUCUUUUCAAGCUAGAAAACCCAUGUGACUUAUUUUUUCUUUUAAAUUCAAACUUGAAAACUCAUCCAUUUUGAUGUUGAUAUGCAAUGAUUGUAUGGCACAAUGUCAUUUAGUUGGCUAAUACAAGAGUUUAGACCAGUCCAAUAAAGUGGUUCUUUUCUCCACCGCA